Ceratitis capitata (Mediterranean fruit fly) is the source of this 827-nucleotide messenger RNA. RefSeq names its product 60S ribosomal protein L15 (gene RpL15). Gene Ontology annotation, molecular function: RNA binding; structural constituent of ribosome. Gene Ontology annotation, cellular component: cytosolic large ribosomal subunit; ribosome. Gene Ontology annotation, biological process: cytoplasmic translation. Lineage: Eukaryota; Metazoa; Arthropoda; Insecta; Diptera; Tephritidae. The transcript is spliced from 3 exons. The record is from RefSeq and is a predicted model, not a curated record. The coding region runs from base 125 to 739 and encodes 204 amino acids.
AAUUAAUUUUUUUUUGGGGCUGGCAACACCUACUGAAAGCAUUUGCGGCUAACUUAUCUACAUUCCGGUCUUUUAGAAUUUACUCUUUUUGUGAAACAGACGUGCAGAGGUCUGUUUGAGAAAGAUGGGUGCCUACCGCUAUAUGCAGGAAUUGUACAGAAAGAAGCAGAGUGAUGUAAUGCGCUAUUUGCUUCGUAUUCGUGUGUGGCAGUAUAGACAACUAACAAAGCUUCAUAGAUCGCCACGUCCUACUCGUCCAGAUAAAGCUCGAAGGUUGGGUUAUCGCGCAAAACAAGGAUAUGUUGUGUACAGAAUUCGAGUCCGACGUGGAGGUCGGAAACGUCCGGUUCCAAAAGGCUGUACCUAUGGAAAACCCAAAAGUCAUGGUGUAAAUGAACUGAAACCAUAUAGAGGACUUCAGUCUAUUGCUGAGGAACGUGUGGGUCGCAGACUGGGAGGUUUACGGGUUUUGAACUCAUAUUGGGUUGCACAGGAUGCAUCUUAUAAGUAUUUUGAAGUCAUCUUGGUAGAUAUACACCAUAACGCCAUUAGGCGGGAUCCCAAAAUAAAUUGGCUCUGUAAGCAUGUCCACAAACAUCGUGAGCUUCGAGGACUGACUUCAGCUGGAAAGAGCUCCCGUGGAAUCGGUAAAGGCUAUCGUUAUUCACAAACCAUUGGUGGAUCUCGUCGUGCCGCCUGGAAGCGGAAGAAUACUUUACAAAUGCAUCGCAAACGCUAAUAUAAUACUUUUAUUGUAUUAUAAAAUAUUAUUGCAUCAGAAAAUUUCUGCAAUACUAAUAAAAUCCUUUUUAAUUUUGGGCAACAUA